Messenger RNA from Penicillium cataractarum, 1065 nucleotides. RefSeq lists its product as uncharacterized. The record is from RefSeq and is a predicted model, not a curated record. NCBI's taxonomy places the organism in Eukaryota, Fungi, Ascomycota, Eurotiomycetes, Eurotiales, Aspergillaceae. The transcript is spliced from 2 exons. Bases 1 to 1065 code for a protein of 354 amino acids.
AUGCCUCCACCCCGCACAAACCCUCUCUUCCUCCUCCAAUGCCCACAACCAACGAGUCUACCCUCGUCUCCGCGCGUUAUCCACGGGAAUCGGCGCACUCUCACCCGUUAUCAUCGCACGUCCACGCGACCAACGAGAACACAACACCACCAUACAACACACCCUUCCCUACUACACGCGCAGUCCAAGUCCUUCUCAACGAGCGUCUCUCUACGCAAAGAACAAAAUCACUAUGAAAUCCUAGACGUCCCGAUAACAGCGACCCCGGCUGAAAUUAAAAAAAAAUUCUACUCCCUCUCCCUACGCCACCACCCAGACCGCAACCGCACAGACCCAACCGCCAGCCAACGCUUCGCAAAAAUCUCCUCCGCCUACUCGAUCCUGUCGAACCCACAAAAGCGAUCAACCUACGACCGGGAUAACGGGUUUCACCGCGCACACGUGCACAAUCCACACUCCCCCUACCCACAAGGCUCGCACAGCAGUCACUCGGCGAAUCUACAUAAAGGCAGCCACGGGGGAGGAGGGUAUGCGGGGUCCAGACCGGCGAGUGGAUUGAGUAAUCGGCGGGGAACGUUUCGGGGGCCGCCGCCCAGUUUUUACGCGCAGGGGGGCUAUGGGGAGACGGGGAGGAGGGGGGAUGGGUAUGCAGCUGGGAAGGCUGGGCCGAGUGCUGGUGCUGGUGGUGGGUUUGGAAGUACUUCAUCGGCUGGAUCUGGAUCUGGAGGGACGGCUGGGACCGGCAAACAAGCUGACCCCGAAGACCCAAUGGGUUUCAUCGACCGCAAUCCGCUGGGCCACUUCAAUGCGCGCGGACACUUCCGCACCCAAAAAGCGGAGGAUGCGAGACGGCGGGAACGCAUAUCCAAGGCUCGAUCUGCGGCGAGGGAGACGGCGGAUUCGUUUAUUGGGAGUGGGGAUUUUGGAUUGUUUCGGUUUGUGGUUGUUUGUGGGAUAUUAGUCGCUGCUGGUGCUAUGACGGGGUUAUUUCAGAUACCUGUUACGAGCAGUGGGGAGGAUGGGAAGAGUGGGAAGAAGAGGAAGGACGGAGUUAGUUCUUCUUGA